CACUGACUAUAAAUUAAAACACACUGAUUCUCAGGCUCAUAAAAUUAGAGUGAAAUUCGUUCCCCUGCUUCCUUUUCCUAUUCCAGGGAAACGCAAAUCUUGAAAAGAAAAAAAUCAUGAAAGAGAAUCUCACACCUACUCAGAUGUUCUAAAAUGUAAUACUCGCUGAUGUCAUUUUUAUUAGAAAAGGGAUAUGCGUACACAGCUUCAGAAACCCAGCCCAUAAACUGGGGUGUGGGAGCCGGGAUCCCUCAAACUCUCACCCGACUAGCGUCACCAGGGUGAGAGGUCACGGCUCCUACACGUGCUUCCAGGAGGCUCUGCACACACACAGUGAGGGUAAGCGGGGUGCCACACACGUGCAUUUGUGUGAUACACACACAUGACUUCUCUGCACAGAUAGGAAUCAUACAAUACCUGUGACUUGUUUUGGGCGUUUUUCACUUGAUACUUCCCUGGACGUCUUCCUGGACCAUCACACGCGUCCCUCUCUGUCUCCUCAGCUCUUGCCUGAGAUCCCGUUGCCCCGAGUUUGUGGCCAUCCCCCUCUUGCAUUUGUGCUGCCCGCCUGCAUCACGGCCCCGCGGCUGGUCAGGACAUGGGUGUGAGAGCCGCAGGUUCACACCCCGCGCCACGGCUCCAGGGAGGGGCCCUCCAGCAAGCCAAUCCCCACCCCCAGCACCCCCCACCUCACUGACCCCCCAUCAGUUGUGAGCCCAGCACCAGAGCAGACGGAGGGAAACAGCAACCACACGCCAACCCACGGGGCAGGAAACAUCCAGCUUCGUGCUCCAGCCAAACGUGGAGUCUGAAAACCAUCCCCGAGACUCACCCCAAAGGUGGAGGGGACUCCUGGGGCGACAGUGGGAGCACCGACCACCUGGGUUAAGAGCCCCCCUGUGUUGACCUGUUCCCGGUGAAGGAGUAGAUAUGACGUGAGCACCCAGCGUGGUGGGUGGAUGCCAGCCUCGAGCCUUCUGGGGCUCCAGCGCCCGGCCACCCGCUCAGCCUCGGCUUCCCUGGACGGGGCUCAGGUUCCGGUGCUGAGCCACAGACAAGGUGAUGGCCAGGCCAGGCCCACGCCAGCUCCGUAGGCUUCUCCCCUCAACUGCCCGCGCCCAGACACGGGCAAGGGGACGCCGACCCCCAGACACAGGCGAGGGGACGCCAGCCCCCAGACACGGGUGAGGGGACGCUGGCUGGCCGGAGCCUGACCACGGGCCAGCCCUGCGGUCACAGGCAGCAGCAGCCCACCUGUGACCGGGAGCCUCACCCACCCCGCCAGGGCUCACGCAGCCCCCGGCCCAGGGGCGGUCUGCUUCCAGGGCCCUGCAGGCCCUUGUCAGAGUAGUGGCUUUUCUUCCUCCCUGUCCUGUCCCAUUUGUUUUCAAGCACUUUAAGCACAAAAUCGCAAACAGCUCAAGGAAUCCAUGUUCCCUUCGCCCAGCUUCGCCCACUGUUUCUGUGCUCACACUGGGCCCCAGUUACUGCAGGGUCAUCAUCUCUCCUUCUUAUAACACGCAGACACACGGAAACACGGACAGAGACACACAGACACACACAGAGACACACAGACACACCUAGAGACACACAGACAAUGCCUAGAGACACACAGACACACACAGAGACAUGUCAAGACAGAGACACGGACACAGACACGCGCGCACACACACGCACACAUGCACACACACGGCAGCAGCUGUCGCUAGGCAUGACGGGUGGGUCCCCACAGCACUCUGCUAUUUAAAUCUCAGGUCCUGAAAUAGUAUCCGACCCUCAGCGCUGGAGGCAGCCUGUGCCCAGGAGACCCUUAUCUCACGGGGGACGCGGGGGCGGGGGCUGUCCAGUCGCUGCCCCUGGACACAUGCCAAUGAGCGGCAGAGCCAGCCCAGGCCAGGCCCAGCCCACGUGAGGCAGACCAGGGGCCCCGGUGGGGGGCGUGGCCCCCGCGGGCGCUGGACAGCCUCUGCCUUUUAGGACAAGGAGCGGGGGAGGACCCCGGGGUCCCGCCCCCCUGUGACGGCCGCAGGGGGCCGGCAUGAGCCAGGGUGGGACGCGGUGUCACCGUCGGUGACUGGUGAUCCUGUGUUUCAAGUGACCUCUCGGGAGCCUGAGUUCCUGACCGGACUACAUUGGGAAGGUCUACUGCGGCCCUACUGUUUACACAGGGCCCCGGGAGAAACGUGCUACCCUCUCCUCCUGGGAUGGGCUUGGUCACGCCACCCCUGGGGGCUGGACACGAAGCCGCAGGCGGCCAGUCCUCCAGGCAGCGCUGGGCGGACCCCUGUGAUGGGCAGCUGCUGCAGAGGCCUGGGGUGGGAGCGCGCCGGGGCCGAGGGAGGGCCGGGGCAGCUGCCGCAGAGGACGCGGGGCAGCAGGGCUGCCCGCAAGCCCAGGGCGCGGCCCCUCCGGCGGGCCCACCGCUCAGCUCGCCGCAGGCGUCAGACGUCCGGUGCCGCCCCGCCCGCUGUCUCUGUUUCAGCCGCGGUCACUGCGCCCCUCGGGCCUCAGCACCUUCAUGGCUGGCUUAUCUGAGGCGCCUCGCCCCCCACGUCAGGGUCCGAGGCUGGAGAGGCCCCGCUCCACGAGGCUCUCACGGUGGUCCCUGGGCCGGCAGCCGCUUGCGUUCCGGAAACCCGCCGGAAAAGCAAGUCUCGCGCCCGAGACCAGCCGCUCUGGGUCCUGGGGGCCGAGGCGAACGCGCGAAGGCGUAUUCUGUGCGGGUUCACGGCGCCGCGGUGAACUCAGGGUUCCCAGGAGAAGUCGGCGGACGCGUCCAGCCCCCUCCGCCUGGACCGGAGCAACUCAGCCCGACAUCCGCUCCCAGGCAGUGGGCGUGCGCCCGGCUCGCCAAGGGGCCCACAGCUCUGACACCGCCAGAGAACCCCCAAACGGCCCCUUAAGAGAAGUUCGUGGGCAGCUUCUGAAAAUAGAGCUCUCGCUUCUGCAAAAAUAGAAGUAUGAAAAGAAAGUUGUUCGCAGGCUUGCGUCCAGCCUCAGUGUCUCUGCCCGCUGCGUCUCCAGCACUUUCCCAGCACAGACUUCUCCCCGCAGACUCAGAAGUGCUGGUUUCCGAGGCUCUGCCCGCCACUCCCAGCGUCAGCCACUUAGCAUGUGUCCCGGGCCCACACACAGCCCAGUAAUCCUCGCCCUGUACCGAUCCUCUCCGGGAACGCGCAGCCAGCAGGGGAGGGCUGGGCUGUCUGCCAAAUGACUAACUGCAGAGGCUGGGGCCCCAGCAGGCGGGACGCUUGGACAGCACUCAGCGGACACGCUCAGGGGAGAGUGUCUGGUCUGGACGCGGGGCUGAGACCCCCGCCCCGGGAAUCCUGUGGUGGCACCGGCGGAAGGUGGCCGGGCUGGGGUGCAAGGACCCUGGGGACAGGGCUGCAGUGGGGGGCUCAGGCCCCUCGGUCUCGGGGUUUCUCUGGGAGUGUUUCCGAGGGGCUCAGGAAGGCGGGGCCCAGCAGUGGCCUCAGCCCUCCUCCCUCCAGGCACAGCAAAGUGCACCCACUCCUGCCCUGGGGCCCCCACUCCAUCGUCCCCGCCCCCAUCACUCCCACCCUAGUGAGACCCGGAACCGAGUCUCCCCGGCCAGACCUUCCAGGGCCUGAGUGCCACUGUCCACGGCGGGCAGAGUUCAGAGCUGGGGAUGUUCCCCUGGGGCUGCGUCAGGGCAAGGUGCGGAUGGAGGAACCGACAGAACCACAGAAUAUGGUUCUGUCUCCUUAUGCUUUUUCCUACGUUAUGCAGACAAAGCUCAGUUCAGUUGCUCAGUCGUGUCUGACUCUUUGUGACCCCAUGGACUGCAGCAUGCCAGGCCUCCCUGUCCAUCACCGACUCCCGG
Cervus elaphus (red deer) is the source of this 3847-nucleotide messenger RNA. Its product is annotated as translation initiation factor IF-2-like. NCBI's taxonomy places the organism in Eukaryota, Metazoa, Chordata, Mammalia, Artiodactyla, Cervidae. Bases 2205 to 2903 code for a protein of 232 amino acids. The transcript has a single exon. The record is from RefSeq and is a predicted model, not a curated record.